GAAAGCAUCAGAUAAGGACCGCCGUCUGUCCAUUGAGGUGUGGGACUGGGACCGGACCACCAGGAAUGACUUCAUGGGCUCCAUGUCGUUUGGAGUGUCCGAGCUCAUCAAAGCUCCCACAUGUGGAUGGUACAAGUUGCUGAACCAGGAGGAGGGAGAGUACUACAACGUUCCCAUCCCAGAGGUGGACGACGUAGACCUGGAGCUCCGACAGAAGUUUGAGGCCUGCCAGUUAAAUAUCCACUAUCUCAAGAAAGCCAAACUAGGCCACGGUAAGAAAGUGAUCACGCCUUCAGACCAUCGGCGCUUCAGUCUGCCUUCAGGUAACAUGGACCGAGUCCGACUCAGUGACUUCAACUUCCUGGCCCUGCUGGGAAAGGGAAGCUUUGGCAAGGUCAUGUUGGCAGAGACGAAGUCGACAGAGGAGCUGUACGCCAUCAAGAUCCUGAAGAAAGACGUGGUGAUCCAGGAUGAUGACGUUGAAUGUACAAUGAUAGAGAAGAGGGUCUUGGCCCAGAGAGACAAACCACCUUUUCUCACGCAGCUCCAUUCCUGCUUCCAGACUGUGGAUCGACUCUACUUUGUGAUGGAGUACAUUAAUGGAGGAGACCUCAUGUAUCAUAUCCAGCGCGUGGGCAAGUUCAAGGAGCCACAGGCAGUGUUUUAUGCUGCAGAGAUUGCUGUCGGUUUAUUCUUCUUGCACCGAAAGGGAAUCAUCUACAGGGAUCUGAAGCUCGACAACGUGAUGCUGGACUCCGAGGGUCACAUCAAGAUAGCGGACUUUGGCAUGUGUAAGGAGAACAUGUAUGAGGGCAUGACUACGCGCACCUUCUGCGGCACACCGGACUACAUCGCACCAGAGAUUAUAGCAUAUCAGCCCUAUGGUAAAUCAGUGGACUGGUGGGCUUAUGGAGUUCUUCUGUAUGAGAUGCUGGCAGGACAGCCUCCGUUUGAUGGAGAAGAUGAGGACGAGCUCUUCCAGUCAAUCAUGGAGCACAAUGUGUCUUACCCCAAAUCCAUGUCAAAAGAAGCUGUGUCCAUCUGCAAGGGACUGAUGACCAAACACCCGUCCAAGCGUCUUGGCUGCAGCCCAGAGGGGGAGAGGGACAUCAGAGAGCAGGCCUUCUUCAGACGCAUCGACUGGGAUCGCCUGGCCAACAGAGAGAUCCAGCCGCCGUUUAAACCCAAAGUGUGCGGCAAAGGAGCAGAGAACUUCGACAAGUUCUUCACGCGCACUCAGCCCGUGCUGACCCCCCCCGACCAGCUGGUCAUCGCCAACAUCGACCAGAGCGAGUUCGCCGGCUUCUCGUACAUCAACCCUCAGUUCCUCCAUCCAUCCCUGCACAGCGUGGUAUGAGGGCGGCAUGGAAAAAUGGAAAAUCACGGACUGUCAGUAAAAUACAGGACCCUUCUGAACUCCAACCGACGUCCCACUGUCAACAGACUCAUAUCAUUCUCUAAAGUGUUCUGUCUGCUAGUUAUCGACAACUGGGUAAAGGACUGACUGAGGAGAGAGGAGCUGUGGUGAAAUCAUGUUAAGUCCAAUCUGAAGUGAGAGGAAAAAGAACAUGGCACUGAUAUUUUUACAUCAUUUCCCCAAACAUCUCAUAUUACGUUCUUUAUUUUGCACCGUUAUCUGUUUCUCAGCCUUUUUCUCCUGUAUGAAUGCGUCCUGGUAUCAGUCGCUCUCUCGUUACAUAUGAAACAUGCAAGAUCCACGUCAUCCCACUUAUCUUCCCCCCAUCUUACUACGCAACAAGCUGCAAUGCACGACGAGAACGGAACAUGUUUUUCUGCUCUGUCCUGGCUUUAUCUACUUCUGAACUGCUACACGUGUAAAUUAUAUUUAUAUACUCAACAAAGAGGUAGUGUCAGUACACACGAGUGCCAAAGUGGAAGUGGGAGAAAACUUUUCUUUUGCAGUUAGUGAAGUCCUUGUCAAGGUUUUUCCCAGCAGUGUCAACAUAGUGAGACCCUUACACAGGGAGCGUUUCAAUCUUUUUCUGUAGGACGUGGAACUCUUGUAAACGCUACACAAACAGAAGCACAGCCUGCUCACGGUUACAAUCUGCCGAGGACUUCUCAGAGCAGUAGAUGUUGUCGAGUCAGAGAAUCAGAGAGACAGUAUUUUCAAAUAUAAAGACGCUAUUUCCAUAUGCACAAAGCAGAUCUCUGUUGCAUGCUUAUUUUCUGACUCAGUAUGAGCAGUAGACUCUAGGAUGCAGUACAUGUCUAGUAUCAUUGUAAAUUUUAGUAUUAUGAUAUAAACUGUGUUGAUCGUUGUAUGUUUUCGAGGAGUCUUAUCCUGGAGAAGAGUUUACUUGUUGAGUUCUCUUCCUGUUUUUAUGUUCUGCUUAACUCAACUUUUAAGUCCCAUCGUAUGUCAACCUUUUUUUUCCCCUCUUUCUUUGUUAAUAUGUUUCAAACGAGAUGUUUCAAAAAGAGAAGUCACUUGCAGAUUUUAUACCACGAACUGAAUGUGCUUUUAUUACCGUAGACGGUUUGGACAUUUCUAUGUUGAGAUGACCCCUGAGAAAAGAUAUUCAUAGCGUUUGACUGAAUCUUUAGUAGCUUUGGUAUCAGCAAACCUUGUUACAUGUAUUUCCACGACGUCUCCAUUGUUUUCUACUACUCAGUGUCAUAUAGAGAAUAUGCAGCACCUCCCGAGCGUGGAACAUUUGAACGCCCUCUUGCCUUGGUCGACUCAGGGCUGACUCCCUCUGUAACGAGCUGAAUUCAAGUUGAUAGUAUGAGGAUUUCAGAAACAUGUCUUCUUGUUGUGAAUCGUGUGUGCAUGCCAGAGGCGUGGCCUGAUCUUAGCAUGAGAACGACCCCUGCAUGAUACAGCGAUCCCUGGUGUGGAGCAUGGAGUGCCCCCCCCCCACACCUUGUUGCACAGAAUGAGACAAAUCAGUCCACCGAGCACUGUUUGCUUUUCUGCUCAUCAUCUCUUCUUCACCGUCACAUAACCUGACCUGUUUGGUUAAAUAGCCGAUGUGUAAAACCUUUCUGUUGGCUUAUUGUUUAAUGGUGCCAAACUGACUCUGCUUGUUUCCAGUUAGGUUUGACCAGCAGAGUUUUUUAGUUUUCUUUGCAAAAGGCUUCUACUGCAGCACAGCACAAAGCCAUGACGUUUUGUAGAACUGCCAAAUUUAGCUGCCACAGCUCUUAACCAGUGAAUUAGUUACUUAACAGUAAACUGCAGCUGUCACAUCUGGACCAAAAUGAGAUUUACUUUAAAGCUUAUGAGAAAAAUGAAUGUUUACAUGUCUCACAUUGAGAAUCUGUAUUGAAGAAAAAUCAACAGAAAACUUUUUGACGCAUGACAGAGAUAAUCAAACGUCCAGUCAGGGUACAGUACCACUACAGGUGAAAAUCAGAGCCACAGGGAUGUUUGUACUUGUUUCCUUCUACUGCCCCUGCUUUUGUUUACCUGAUUUUUCUUGUCCCUCUGUUCAUUGUGGUAUGAUGGAUACUGUGCAUUAA
Messenger RNA from Paralichthys olivaceus (Japanese flounder), 3486 nucleotides. NCBI's taxonomy places the organism in Eukaryota, Metazoa, Chordata, Actinopteri, Pleuronectiformes, Paralichthyidae. The record is from RefSeq and is a predicted model, not a curated record.